CGCCCCAAUCUUAUCCCCGAACCCUGGAGCUCCCGUCUACCCCACAAGAACGCCAAAUGCCGCCGAUCCGUAGCAGUCAUGACAGUCCAAACCUACUAUUCCUUGCGAAUUGUGGCUACAAAGCAACAGCUGCAUAUGAAUGUUCCAACGGUGCAUCCGACCCCUCCGCGCCCCGCAUAGCUUUCGACCCCUCCUCCACAACAUAAACAGACCUCCCCCCAGGUUCUUCUCACAGCGUCAAUAUACAACGAUGGCUUCCACCAAGACACAUCCAGCCUAUGAACUUCUGUACUGGCCCAGCAUCCCAGGACGCGGUGAAUUUAUCAGACUCGCCUUCGAAGCUGUAGGCGUGCCUUACAAAGACACUGCCAACGAAUCCGAAGAUGGUGUCAAAGUCAUCCUCCCCCUCAUAUCCCCCGAGUCUACCGGCAGCGAUGGCAACCCACCCGUCUUCGCACCCCCUGCCUUGCGCAUCCCUGAGGCAGGAAAGAACGGCACAGACCUCCUCCUCUACCAAACGCCCGCCAUUUUGUCCUACCUAGGCGAUAAGCUCGGUCUCGCAGGCUCCGAUGAUGCAGAGAGGUCCUGGGUCCUUUCGCACACCCUCACAGCGCUGGAUCUGAACAAUGAAGCACACGACACGCACCACCCCAUCGCCUCUGCGUUAUACUAUGAAGACCAGAAAACCGAGGCGUUAAGAAAGUCAAAAGAUUUCCGCGAAGCCCGUAUACCCAAGUUUCUUGGCUUCUUCGAGCGCGUGCUCAAGUCGAAUGAUGGGGAGGGCAAAGGAAAGUUCUUGGUGGGAGGGCAGCUGAGCUAUGCGGAUUUGACUGUGUGGCAUGUGGUGAGUGGGUUGCUGUAUGCGUUUCCUAAGGAGAUGGAAGCGCGGAAGAGUGAGUUUCCAGUGCUGUUGGGAACGUUUUUCGAAAGUGUAAAGGAGCAAGAGGGGAUCAAGGGGUAUCUCGCAAGUGAGCGACGGAAGCCAUUCAGCAUGGGUGUGUUUAGACUGUAUCCUGAGCUCGAUCGGCAGUAGUAACCAUAAACAUGAAAUGAAGGCCAUAUUCAAAUGCACGCACA
Messenger RNA from Dothidotthia symphoricarpi CBS 119687, 1077 nucleotides. RefSeq names its product glutathione S-transferase. Gene Ontology annotation, molecular function: glutathione transferase activity. The transcript is spliced from 2 exons. The coding region runs from base 251 to 1033 and encodes 260 amino acids. NCBI's taxonomy places the organism in Eukaryota, Fungi, Ascomycota, Dothideomycetes, Pleosporales, Dothidotthiaceae. The record is from RefSeq and is a predicted model, not a curated record. Gene Ontology annotation, biological process: glutathione metabolic process.